Messenger RNA from Tinamus guttatus (white-throated tinamou), 1706 nucleotides. NCBI's taxonomy places the organism in Eukaryota, Metazoa, Chordata, Aves, Tinamiformes, Tinamidae. The record is from RefSeq and is a predicted model, not a curated record.
AUGCCGAACCCCGAAACACAUGAAAAUACAACCUUGCAGUUGCCGCUGCCUCUGGAUGAGCGGAAUUAUGGAGCUACUGCAGCACGUUCAAGACACGUCCCCUGCGAGUCAGUGCCAAGACACAGUCCAGCAAAGAGAGAUUACAUGGUAGCUGGUGUGCUAUGCUAUGCAAAUUUAAUAAACUUCAUGGAUUGGUUCAUUGUACCAGGCAUCCUGUUAGACAUCCAAAAAUACUUCAGGCUUGGUGAUGGGGGUGCAGGUCUCCUGCAAACAGUCUUCAUCUUGUGUUACAUGCUGGCUGCCCCCUUCUUUGGAUACCUUGGCGACCGUCGAAAUAGGAAAAUCAUCCUUGGGGCUGGUAUUUUCUUCUGGUCUGGGGUAACAUUAGGCAGUUCGUUCAUCAAUGAAUCGUAUUCCUGGAUAUUCUUUCUUUCACGAGGACUAGUUGGCAUUGGCACAGCUAGUUAUUCCACGAUAGCACCUACCAUCAUUGCAGACCUAUUUGAGGAAGGAAGAAGGACCACAAUGCUAUCUGUCUUCUACAUCUUCAUUCCAGUUGGAAGUGGUCUGGGCUAUGUCCUGGCAUCCAGCAUGGCAGAUGCCACAGGAGACUGGCACUGGGCAUUCAGGGUAACUCCUUGCUUGGGAGCUCUAGCCCUUGUUCUUCUGAUCCUGGUUGUCCCUCGCAGAACCCAGAGGAGGACAGAAGCACACAGAGCACUUAGCAUCUCCGGCACAAUCCGAGUAGCAGCUGAAAAACCAGGAGUACAGGGAACUGGCAAGACAACUUGGUGCAAAGAUGUGCUAUCGCUUUGCAAAAACUGGAGUUUUGUGUGGUCCACCCUGGGUCUGACUGCCAUGGCCUUUGUGACCGGAGCGCUGGGCCUGUGGGUGCCGCUGUUUCUCUACAGGGCUCAGCUUGUCCAGGGCCUCGUAUCCCCGUGUCUCCAAGAGUCGUGCAAUUCAUCCAACAGCCUGAUCUUUGGAGGCAUCACCAUUGGGACAGGAAUCUUGGGUGUCGUUGCUGGAGCAGAAGUUGCAAGAAGGUUAAGGAAGAUUAACAAUAAAGCGGAUCCUCUGAUCUGUGCUGCCAGCAUGUUCCUUUCUGCCCUGUGCCUCUAUGUAGCUCUGGUUUUUAUUGCAUUUGGAGAACUGUUUUUAUCUGUAAACUGGGCUGUUGUGACAGACAUACUGCUGUACGUCGUGACCCCAAGGCGGCAGUCGACAGCGAUAGCCCUGCAGAUCCUGGUGAGCCACUUGCUGGGAGAUGCAGGCAGCCCGUAUCUCAUUGGGAUUAUCUCUAAUGCUAUCCAGGCCAAGAAUGCCAGCUCAUUCCAGUGGAGUUUCUGGAGCCUGCAGUACAGCUUCAUCACGUGUGUGUUUGUCGGUGUCUUUGGAGGGAGUUUUUUCCUCCUGACAUCUUUCUACAUUGAGGAAGAUCGUAAGGAAGCAGCUCAGCUUUGAGGUACCAGGACUGAAGGUCGCCUUUCAAAGGAAGAUGAACUCCAGGGCAAGAUCUGCAAGGAUGAAGAACCUCCUCCCCUUUUUCUUUCCUUCUGCUUAAUGAGAUACAGUUGGAGAAAAGGCCAAAUAACAAUUCCUCCAUAUGGCAGGAAAAACCUGCAUACUGACUUUUUGGAUGCUUUUGACUGUGAGUCAAAAAUUGCUCCUGAAUUGGCAUAUGGCAGCGCUUCCCCAUCUGCGAA